AUGCUAGCCACUGUUGUCGCCAAGGAACCCAUUGUUGAGAAAUAUUGUUUCUUCACAACUUCUUGGAAUCUCAAAUGUAUCAAAUUCUGUAACCUCGAAAUUCCAGAAUUUCGGAGCAUCAGAAACUCGGAAUCUCCAAAUGUUAUGAUCCCAGCUUCUCAGAAUCUUAGAAUCAUAGAAACUCGAAAUCUCAGAAUCUCAGAAACUCAGAUUCCCAGAAUCUCAGAAUCUCAGAAUCUCAGAAUCUCAGAAUCUCAGAAUCUCAGAAUCUCAGAAUCUCAAAUCUCAGAAUCUCAAAACUGCAGAAAUUCAGAAUCUCAGAAUCUCAGAAUCUCUGAAUUUCAGAAUCUCAGAAUCUCAGAAUCUCAGAAUCUCAGAAUCUCAAAACUGCAGAAAUUCAGAAUCUCAGAAUCUCAGAAUCUCAGAAUCUCAGAAUCUCAGAAUCUCAGAAUCUCAGAAUCUCAGAAUCUCAGAAUCUCAGAAUCUCAGAAUCUCAGAAUCUCAGAAUCUCAGAAUCUCAGAAUCUCAGAAUCUCAGAAUCUCAGAAUCUCAGAAUCUCAGAAUCUCAGAAUCUCAGAAUCUCAGAAUCUCAGAAUCUCAGAAUCUCAGAAUCUCAGAAUCUCAGAAUCUCAGAAUCUCAGAAUCUCAGAAUCUCAGAAUCUUAGAAUCUCAGAAUCUCAGAAUCUCAGAAUCUCAGAAUCUCAGAAUCUCAGAAUCUUAGAAUCUCAGAAUCUCAGAAUCUCAGAAUCUCAGAAUCUCAGAAUCUCAGAAUCUCAGAAUCUCAGAAUCUCAGAAUCUCAGAAUCUCAGAAUCUCAGAAUCUCAGAAUCUCAGAAUCUCAGAAUCUCAGAAUCUCAGAAUCUCAGAAUCUCAGAAUCUCAGAAUCUCAGAAUCUCAGAAUCUCAGAAUCUCAGAAUCUCAGAAUCUCAGAAUCUCAGAAUCUCAGAAUCUCAGAAUCUCAGAAUCUCAGAAUCUCAGAAUCUCAGAAUCUCAGAAUCUCAGAAUCUCAGAAUCUCAGAAUCUCAGAAUCUCAGAAUCUCAGAAUCUCAGAAUCUCAGAAUCUCAGAAUCUCAGAAUCUCAGAAUCUCAGAAUCUCAGAAUCUCAGAAUCUUAG
Molecule: messenger RNA, 1113 nt
Organism: Caenorhabditis briggsae
Lineage: Eukaryota; Metazoa; Nematoda; Chromadorea; Rhabditida; Rhabditidae
Exons: 3
Coding region: 1-1113 (370 amino acids)
Source: RefSeq, a predicted model, not a curated record